UGGAUUUUAUGGCUCCGAUGAAGCGAGUGCGUGUUCUGUACAGGAGAUACCGAAACCGGUCAAAAAGUGUUGUGCAUGUAACACUGCUAUCUAUCGUCUUGUUGUUCAGUCUGACUGGCAGCAACAGCAACACUGGAAGGAUUGGCCCGCUGGUGUGUCUACUGACGGUUCAGGCACAUCGCCAUACUUUAGUGAGAUUUUGGGCGCAUCACACAGCCCACUGUACGACGUGUUCCACGAUGGAGGGUAUGCAAGCCCCGCGGUGGACGCAGUUUGCACCACAAGUGAUGUGUCGAAGCUGGAGAACGAGUUUCGAAAUCAGGCGGCAGAGAACAUACUCACAGUGAUUCGUAUGAGAGGCGUGGAGUCACACGCACCACCGGAGCAAAGAAUACGGUCUGCGCUAUUUGCUGUCAACGGGACACAUCACCUCGUAUCAUUUCUUACCCGCCUUGUGCCUAGUCCAGACUGGUGUACUGGCCUGUCUCGAGUUGAUAUUUGUCUGCCUAACUGCUCUUGGCCACUGCAUCUACAAUUUCGGCUGGAACCCUGGGAUGCAGGUGUCAUAGCUGGAGACACUUAUUUGCCCUCGGACCAACCCGAGAGAUUGCGUGAACCAAAGCCAAUGUGUCCAAUCACACCAGAACUACGACCAAACACCCCAUUCACAGUGCUUACUGACUACAUGCCGGUGUCAGCAGGUCUUUCGUCAACUGUAGAAGCGGUUGACCGCCCAUUUGGCCCUACGAACAGGGACGAGCCCGAACUUAUCAGCGCGGGACUGGAUAGCUUUAUAGAUCCUAAAUUGUCACCUAAGCUUCAAGAACAAAUACGACUGAUGCACUCUACAGCGAAUGGAAGGAUUCGAAGGCGUUUCGCAAGGUUGGGGACGGUGUACUUAGAACUUCUCAGAAUAAAUGAGAAUGACGCAUGUAAUCCUGAGCCCCUACAAGAUGAUCAGGGCAUCCAGCGAGGAAUCCCGACUUCAGUCGAAGCAAGUGCAUCUGACCACUGCAAACUCAGCUCAUGGUCAAAAUGGGGACCCUGCAGCACUGUGGAUAUCAACUCUUGUCCGACACCGGAAGCCAAAACCUACUGGUCAAAAAGGUUGCCACGCACUCAGCGUACACGUUUCAUCUUGCCACCUUCGAAAUCCAUUGACUGUGGCGGUGUACCAUUGAGGGAAGAAAAAACGUGUGAUGUGCCAGUGGUGAAAGAGAGUUGCGAUGGAAUUCAAAGUGAUCCAAGCAGGAUGGGGAGAAGACUUUCUUUGGCUGCCUGCCAAAGUGUUCCUUGGGGUCCAUGGUCUGAAUGCAUGAACGUUUCCUGUGGUCGGCCAGGCAUGAUUUAUAGAUGGCGCGAAUUCCCGGAUAUUGACUUCAAGCGAGCUUGCGAAGGAUACCCCUUUGUGAGCCAGGUAGACACUUGUUGGCCACCUCCGAAAGGGAACUGCGACCCUGGUGAACUGAAGAAGGCAUGUUUUGAAGAGCCACCCACUUCACUCCGACUGUGCGUCAGACCCCACAAUGGAACCACCAGAUAUUACUUCCAUCCAUCUGAGAGGCAAUGCAAACCAUUCGACUAUGUUCCUGGAUGUCACCUACGGGCGUUAAUGAGUGGACAUGUGAUUGGACUCACACGGAAUGUGUUCGUGGAUAAGAACAGUUGUGAAGAAAUGUGCAGUGGUGCAAGUUCUGCCGCACCAGACGCUACAAGUGCAGCACGCCAGAUGUUCAGAAGAGCUGCAAAUGCAUGUGCUUUGCCAGUGGACUACGGAACUCACUGCCUCACCCAGUCGCCCCGUCAAAUGUGGCAUUAUGAUGCGGCUGCACAUGUCUGUUUGUCGUUUAUGUUCACUGGAUGCGGAGGAAAUCUGAACGCAUUUCCCAGUCUGCGGGAUUGCAAAGAAACUUGCGAGUGAGUUACAUUCGUUGGGCAGAAUUGAUCAAGCAAAACAAACCAGUUGUGGCACCAAUCCGCUUCCCGAACGCAGCGGACGAUUGAUUUAUUUCAGGCUAGCAGCAACCAAUCCACGACUGGAUGACUAUCGUUUCGAACAUUCCCACACAUGCGAGCCGUGAUACAUGUUAACACAAGUGAAUCACAGCAUGUGAAACAUUGUCCUUUCGAUGUAGCACAUUUUACUUCAGUUUUUCCAUUUUGCAUUCGAAAUGUCCACUCAAAUGGCCUCAUAAUGGUCACUACAAGCUACCAUGUGUUAUAGAAAAAGACUGAGAAGGCAAUGAAACUAUUUAAUUCGAAAGGCCUCCUAACACUGAUGAUUUUACCUAUGUGUCACUCUUUUCAUCAAAUAUGCUUCAACCUGAUAUUCCAUGCGGCUCAUUUGUGAGAACAACAAC
Molecule: messenger RNA, 2360 nt
Organism: Dicrocoelium dendriticum
Lineage: Eukaryota; Metazoa; Platyhelminthes; Trematoda; Plagiorchiida; Dicrocoeliidae
Source: the annotation of a GenBank genome assembly